Pararge aegeria (speckled wood butterfly) is the source of this 1310-nucleotide messenger RNA. RefSeq names its product pancreatic triacylglycerol lipase-like. Gene Ontology annotation, biological process: lipid metabolic process. NCBI's taxonomy places the organism in Eukaryota, Metazoa, Arthropoda, Insecta, Lepidoptera, Nymphalidae. The record is from RefSeq and is a predicted model, not a curated record. The transcript has 5 exons. Bases 1 to 999 code for a protein of 332 amino acids. Gene Ontology annotation, molecular function: lipase activity.
AUGAAGUUAUUAGUUAUUUUUCUAGCUCUAAUAGGCCUGUGUGCUGGUAGUGCACUACCUGUAAUACCAGGGGAUAAUAGUCACUAUGUAGAGGGAGAGAGUCGCUACAUUUGGAUGCCCGAUGGCGAUGGUGUGCCCCAUCUUGUCGAUCUAAAGGCUCCUAUUGACGAAGUAAUGCUCAUGAAUAGAAAUGGAGCUCAUAACACAUACUGGUUGUUUACAAGACAAAACCCAACUAACCGCCAAAUCCUUAUAAACGGUAACGCAAACUCAAUCCGCAACUCCAACUACAGAGGAAACCGACCAACUAAAGUUAUUGCUCACGGAUGGAACAGCAAAGGAGACUCUGACUUGAACCCUGCUAUUACAGCUGCAUUUCUUGCGAAUGCCGACGUCAACGUUAUCGUCCUUGACUGGAGCAGAGCUGCCAGUGGAACAUACACCUUAUCUGUCCGUGCAGUUCCAGACGUUGGCAGACAUUUGGCUAAUUUCCUUCAGUUUUUAUUUAACACAGCUGGGGGAAACUGGAAUAACGUCCACUUGGUUGGACACAGUCUGGGAGCUCACGUUGUUGGUAAUGCUGGCCGCUUUGCCCCUUCUCGCCCCGUUCGUGUUACUGGAAUGGAUCCCGCUGGACCACAAUGGGGUGGUAAUUCAAACGCUUUAAACCGGAACUCUGGUGUAUUUGUUGAGUCCAUCCAUACGGACGGCGGUCUUCUGGGUAUCAUGGAUCCUAUCUCCCACGCUGAUUUCUACCCCAAUGGAGGGCGAAACCCUCAGCCUGGCUGUUGGAACAGUGCCUGCUCACACAGCCGCGCCCAUGAGCUUUUUGCCUCCAGUGUCAGAACAAAUCACUUUGUCGGAAGGCGCUGCAUCAAUCUCCAAGAGGCCCGUAAUGUUCAAUGCAGUGGUGCAUCUUUGAACAUGGGCAACGCUUUAUUAAAUAAAAGAGGGUCUGGUCUUCAUGGACUGCGUACUGGUUCGAGCUGGCCAUUUUAAAACGUUACAGAAUUAAAAAAUAAGAUAAUUUUAUGAAUUUAACUAAAUAUAAACCUCGACAAACUGAUUAUAAUUAUCACCUUUGCUUUGGCUUUUCACCUUUGACUUUAUAUUGUACACUGUGCGUAAACACUGUGCAAGGAGUACGAGGCGUCGAGGGCGAUUGUCCGAGGAUGUGAAGUUCCUUCAGUAAGCUUUCAACUGAAGUUAAGCGGUGACGUGGACGUGCAAUGUAGGUAACCCCAAAAGUUAAAAUGUGUACCUACAUAAAUCAUCGUAGAUAACUCGCAGCAAUGCUCAGUUAGGGUGUG